AUGCACGUCGUUUUAUACCUCGCAAUCCUCGGACUAGUACUUCUAUUGCGCAAACACAGUGAAGCAACGGUCUACGAACCUAAACAAGCCAGUUUGAUUUCCAGCAGCAGCCGACUGAGCACGGAACAUGGAGGCUUUUCAGGAUCUCGAUAUGACUUCAGUAGCGAAGACACACGUGCUACAUGGGAGGUUUACGCACCAGCAACUGGAGAAUAUAAGCUUACAAUCAAAUACAGAUCAAUUGACGACGCACAGCUGCAAGUAAUCUCCGGUGGUAUGCUUUUGAGCACAUUCCGUUGCCGCUCGACCAAAAGAUGGAGCAAGUGGAAGAUCGAAAAGGCAAAAUUCAAUCUUAGUCAAGGAAAUUAUAGCCUUAGCCUGGAGUCAUUGGAACAAGGAGGCCCAUGUGUGGACUGGGUAUCAUUGGGUCUCAAGAAAUCGGCUUAUACUGAGAAGCAACAGGAGGACAAGGAGCACAAGGAUGAACAGGAAAAGGAUAGGCAGAAGAAAUACAAAAUAAUUCCAAUUCCCUCUCCGUUUCCAUUUCCGACUGCACGCCUCACAGUGGGACCGAUUGCGGCCACGACACCAUCGCCAACAGAGCUAUCGACGUUGCCGCCACCAAGUGAAGCUCCAAUGCCAGCAAGAUCACCUCUCCCAACUGUGACUGCAACGAUCGAACACAUUUUAUAUCCCACCAGAGUACCCGCUAGUGUUCCUACCAUCAUUCCCACUAGGAAGCCUUCAUGGGACCACCAGAGAAUCAACGGGAAAAAAUUUGCUGUAGUUUUGCAAACGGAACUUCCUUCUCGGUGUCGCCAGGUCUCUAGAUGGCAAAUUGGGAAGAGGCUUGGUUGCACAGAAUAA
Messenger RNA from Cylindrotheca closterium, 867 nucleotides. NCBI's taxonomy places the organism in Eukaryota, Bacillariophyta, Bacillariophyceae, Bacillariales, Bacillariaceae. The record is from the annotation of a GenBank genome assembly.